AUUUAUCGCCCUGAGUGAGUUCCUGGCCAGAUGGCCGCUGCGUUUGGCUUAAGCGCUGGGAGGGCCUUUUUUGGCCGGGGUUGAGCCCGCCUACCGGGCUUGCACUCGGGGCUCGCUCUGCAGCAGUCUCCGUGCGCAAGGCCGCGCAUGCAGCCCAGGGAAAGGCGGGCGGGCGGGCGAGCGAGCAAGAGCGCGCGCGGCCGGGCUUCCUCCGUGGCCGGCGGGGGCGGUGUGCAGGCCGGGCCGGCUGGCGCAGGGCGUGGGGCGCCGCUCCUGGCUGCUGCUCCGGAGAGGGAGACGAGGAAACGGAAGCGCCGCCGCCGUGCUGGCUGCUGCUGCUGCUGCACCACCGGCCGCAGGAACUGGGAGGAAGGCGCAGCGUCCCUGAGUCCCAACAUGCAACAUGGCAGCAGCGAUGGAGACUGAACAGGCCGGCCUUGAAAUCUUUGAAACAUCUGAGCGCAAAGAGAAUGCGGCAUCGGAGGAGAAGAUAAAGCUGGACACUUACUAUGUGGAAAGGCAUUCCUGGAGCCAGUUGAAGAAACUGCUUUCAGAUACCCGGAAGUACCACAGCAGUCUGAUGGCCAAGGCGCCGCACGACUUCACAUUUGUGAAGCGCAACGAUCCCGAAGGGCCGCACUCGGACAGGGUCUACUACCUUGCGAUGUCCAGUGAGAACAGGGAAAAUACGUUGUUUUAUUCCGAAAUCCCCAAAACCAUAAACAAGGGUGCUGUGCUUAUGUUUUCCUGGAAGCCCCUCUUGGAUCUCUUUCAGGCCAGCUUAGAUUAUGGGAUGUACUCCCGUGAGGAGGAAUUGCUGCGGGAAAGGAAGCGAAUUGGGACGGUGGGGAUCGCCUCAUACGAUUACCACCGAGAAAGUGGCACGUUUCUGUUCCAAGCUGGCAAUGGGAUUUAUCAUGUGAAAGACGGAGGCCCCGGAGGGUUCACGAAGCAGCCCUUGCGGCCCAAUUUGGUGGAGACGAGCUGUCCCAACAUACGGAUGGACCCCAAGCUCUGCCCGGCGGAUCCCGACUGGAUUGCGUUUAUCCACAGCAAUGACAUCUGGAUCUCUAAUCUAGCAACUAGGGAAGAAAGGAGGCUGACGUUUGUACACAAAGAAUUCACCAAUGUUGAAGAUGACCCCAAAUCCGCAGGAGUCGCCACAUUUGUGCUGCAGGAGGAAUUCGACAGAUACACCGGCUACUGGUGGUGCCCUACUGCGGAGCCAACGGUUGGCGGAGGCAAAAUUCUUAGAAUUCUGUAUGAAGAAAACGAUGAGUCAGAGGUGGAAAUCAUUCACGUCACGUCCCCCAUGCUGGAGACAAGGAGGACAGAUUCUUUCCGCUACCCCAAAACAGGCACUGCUAACCCCAAAGUCACUUUCAAAUUAUCUGAAAUAUCCGUUGCUGCUGAUGGAAAUAUUUUGGACGUGGUGGAUAAAGAGCUUGUGCAACCCUUUGAGAUCCUCUUUGAAGGGGUGGAGUAUAUUGCCAGAGCUGGAUGGACUGUGGAGGGCAAAUAUGCGUGGGCAAUCUUCCUCGAUCGUUCCCAAACGAGGCUUCAAAUUGUGCUGCUCCCCCCUGCUUUAUUUAUACCUGUGGAAGACGAUGCCAUGGAGAGGCAACAGCUGAUCGACGCCGUGCCAGAUUCUGUGACGCCUUUGAUCAUUUAUGAAGAAACAACAGAUAUCUGGAUAAACAUCCAUGACAUCUUCCACAUUUUCCCCCAAACCCGGGAGGAUGUGAUAGAGUUCAUUUUUGCCUCGGAGUGCAAAACAGGUUUCCGGCACCUGUACAAAAUCACAACGGUUCUGAAGGACAGCAGAUACAAACGCUCUUGUGGAGGACUGCCUGCCCCAAAUGAUUUCUUGUGUCCCAUCAAAGAGGAGUUGGCGAUUACCAGCGGGGAGUGGGAAGUGCUCGGCAGACAUGGUUCCAAUAUCCGGGUGGAUGAAGCUAAAAAAAUGGUAUAUUUUGAAGGUACGAAGGAUACCCCCUUGGAACACCACCUGUAUGUUGUUAGCUAUGAGCAUCCUGGAGAGGUGAAGCGGCUGACGGAUCGGGGCUUCUCGCAUUCAUGCUGCGUCAGUCAGGACUGUGAUAUGGUCAUCUGUAAAUUCAGCAACCAGAAGAACCCCCACCAGGUGUCCUUGUACAGACUAACGGGUCCCGAAAAUGAUGCUACCCAUAGGUCAAUGGAAUUUUGGGCCACCAUUUUAGAUUCUGCAGGUCCCCUCCCUGAUUACACCCCCCCUGAGAUCUUCUCUUUCAAGAGUUCUUCAGGAUUUGUGCUGUAUGGGAUGAUGUAUAAACCUCAUGAUCUCCAACCUGGAAAGAAGUACCCAACUGUCCUUUUCAUCUAUGGAGGCCCUCAGGUGCAGUUGGUGAACAACCGGUUUAAGGGGUUGAAAUAUUUCCGUCUGAACACGCUGGCCUCCCUGGGCUACGUUGUAGUGGUGAUCGACAACAGGGGCUCUUGCCACCGAGGGCUGAAGUUUGAAGGGGCCUUUAAAUACAAGAUGGGGCAAAUUGAAAUUAACGACCAAGUAGAAGGCUUGCAAUACUUGGCUUCCCGAUACGAAUUCAUCGAUUUAGACCGGGUUGGUAUUCAUGGCUGGUCUUAUGGAGGUUACCUUUCCCUCAUGGCUUUACUGCAGAAGCCAGACAUCUUCAAGGUUGCUGUUGCCGGGGCCCCCGUCACAUUGUGGCUGUUUUAUGACACGGGGUACACCGAACGCUACAUGGGACACCCGGAUCAGAACGAGCAAGGUUAUUAUCUAGGCUCGGUGGCUAUGCAGGCGAAUAAGUUUCCUUCCGAACCCAACCGGUUGCUGCUGCUGCACGGAUUCCUGGAUGAAAACGUUCACUUUGCUCAUUCGAGCAUCUUGUUGAGCUUCCUAGUCAGGGCUGGGAAACCAUAUGAUCUACAGAUUUAUCCUCAGGAGCGACACAGCAUCCGGGUUCCCGAAUCAGGAGAGCACUACGAACUCCACCUGUUGUAUUACCUCCAGGAGAACCUGGGGUCUCACAUGGCUGCAUUGAAGGCCGUGCAGUGAUGCUCACACACACGUUCCCCCGAGGAGCUGUGGGCACAGACACACGUCCAGCUGCUUAACCAAACGCAGAACCCGAGAUCGUCCCGUCCCUGCCUGGUGCCUGCCUCCGCAAAUUGCUCACAUGCCUACACCGCCUCGCUUCUUGUUUUUUUUUAAAAGUCAGACUGGUGCCAUAUGAGGAGACAACUGUACAGCGACCUCCAUAAUUUUAAAUGUAAAUAAAAAAGGAAAUGUCGGUGUGAA
Messenger RNA from Eublepharis macularius, 3298 nucleotides. It is a transcript of the gene DPP8, whose product is annotated as dipeptidyl peptidase 8. The record is from RefSeq and is a predicted model, not a curated record. Gene Ontology annotation, biological process: proteolysis. Lineage: Eukaryota; Metazoa; Chordata; Lepidosauria; Squamata; Eublepharidae. The coding region runs from base 404 to 3055 and encodes 883 amino acids. The transcript is spliced from 20 exons. Gene Ontology annotation, molecular function: dipeptidyl-peptidase activity; serine-type peptidase activity.